This is a messenger RNA of Suillus subalutaceus, 639 nucleotides long. Its product is annotated as kinase-like domain-containing protein. Bases 1 to 639 code for a protein of 212 amino acids. The record is from RefSeq and is a predicted model, not a curated record. Gene Ontology annotation, biological process: protein phosphorylation. The transcript is spliced from 5 exons. Lineage: Eukaryota; Fungi; Basidiomycota; Agaricomycetes; Boletales; Suillaceae. Gene Ontology annotation, molecular function: ATP binding; protein kinase activity.
AUGCCAGAGUUGCGCUGCUUAGUAUCUCCGUGGAUGCCAAAUGGCACAUUGAGUGUAUACCUAGCAUCUAACCACAGCAUUCUGACAGUCCUGGAUCGUUCACGUGUGCUGGAGGAUGUCAGCGCUGGACUUCGUUACCUGCACUCGGUCCCUGUCAUGCACGGAGAUAUAACAGGGGCAAAUAUACUGAUCGGCAAGAGAGGUCAUGCGAGGCUAAUUGAUUUUGGUCUUUCCACCAUUACCAAGCCCCUUCGCGACCACUCGCACUUGGCUGUGACAUCUAUAUGUCCGGGUGCAAUGCGCUAUGCUGCACCAGAACUCGUUUUGUCGGACGAUACGGAUAACCUGGACUCGGUGGAAAGAGCUGAUAUCUACUCUUUUGGUUGUGUAAUGCUUCAAAUUCUCUCGGGUCGGCCCCCUUGGUCUGAGAUCAAAUCCGAGAUGCUGGAAGCUCGCAUUAGUAUCAUGCUUCACGAAGGUCGUGGACCGCGACGUCCAGAUGGUUAUCCUGCAAUAACAGACUCUGAUUGGAACUUCAUCCAAAAAUGUUUGCAAUUCGAACCCGAACUUCGACCUUCAGCAGAUAAAGUACUUGACUUUGUCAUGCAUAGGUUUCACUCUCCAGGUAAUCCUGCAUAG